AUGGAACAAAAUACAAAAAUUCUUUUAAAUUGUCACAACUUCAAGUGGCAAUGUUUUUCAAAUCCUUUCCCAAGAAUUGAUUUUUCGCCUUUUACCGCUGAGGUGUUCAAAUAUGCAGGUGUUAGGCUCCGUGGCUGUUAUGAUAGUGCAAAGACCAGAACUGAUAGUUUUCCUAGGUUCCACGGCUGUAGUGAUAGU
Messenger RNA from Dentiscutata heterogama, 198 nucleotides. The record is from the annotation of a GenBank genome assembly. Lineage: Eukaryota; Fungi; Glomeromycota; Glomeromycetes; Diversisporales; Gigasporaceae.